Filobasidium floriforme is the source of this 930-nucleotide messenger RNA. RefSeq lists its product as uncharacterized. The record is from RefSeq and is a predicted model, not a curated record. The transcript is spliced from 5 exons. Bases 1 to 930 code for a protein of 309 amino acids. Lineage: Eukaryota; Fungi; Basidiomycota; Tremellomycetes; Filobasidiales; Filobasidiaceae.
AUGUCAAGUACGACCGGCAAUGGCUCUGCCUCCAAUCGUCCGAACACUUCGACUCAAGUCCCGGGCGAGCUCAUAAUCUUUCCAAUCGUGCCAACCGGACCACCAGCGGAUGAGGUCGACCCUUCCCGCCAUUUCUUGAAGUUGAUGGCGGAUAUGUCGACGGUUCUGAAUGGCUUGGAUCCUGCGCAGUAUGGUGGCUACCGCUUUGCCAUGAUCGACAGUCCAGACCGGUCAACCGAAUCCAGGGACGACCUCUUCAAGGCAGUAUCCUCGUGGGUAAUAUCCGGUGCUGAGGAGAUGCCGGUCCCGGAAGGUAGAGCCCGCGGGGUUCUUAUUCAGUUCAAACAUCAUAUGAAAAUGGCGGUCGACCUGUUCUCCGAAUUCCACAAACUCUCGGGCGAAGAGCAUUCCCGCCCCAUCAAGCCUCUUCCCGCGCAGUCCGCCGUCAAGCCCAACGGGUUCCCGCUCACAGCCAGAUACUCUUCCCCCCCACCCGCCGCUGUCAGGGAUCAACCGCCCGCCACACCUGCUACCCCUGCCGCCACCCCCUCCGAUAAAAAGCUCACAUAUCAAUAUGUAGCUACCAUUCGUCCAACAGAAACGGACGCGGAGGCGCUCCACAACGCUUUGAUGCGUGCUGCCCGACGAGCCCGGCUACCUGACGAUCCGUCCGAACCGCCUCCACCAUCUCUCCACGUUCAAUUACCAUCGAUUCCCGCCGCCUGUCACAGGACGAUCGAUAUCGGGCCCGACACGUUCCUCACUUUCGGCCGAGAUCAUCGAGAAGCCCGACAACCCUUACGUACGCGUCGCUUUGGAGAUCGGACUUUACGGUACAGGAACGCACAGAUCCGUACGCGAAGCGAGGGAAAGGACGUCGAAGCGAACGAGAGAGAAGAACGUAGACGAGUCGAGAGGCGAACGAUGUAG